UUGUUUUUACUUACUAUAGUCUAUAAAUAAAACCUGUUAUAUUUUAAUAUACACGUAUAUACCACAAUGAUGUCGGUUAAAUGCGUUUAUUUUUUAUUAAUUUUUACAAUAAGACAAGCGUUCUGUGAGACCUCGAAAGUACGAUGGUACGAAAGCCUCAUUCAAGAAGGCAUAGAAAAGGCCAAGAAUUACCAAUUACCAAGCGAUGCGAAAAUGUACGAGCCACGAGAAAACCAAAAAAUAAACGAAUAUGGAUCUUAUGACUACGUGAUCAUCGGAAGCGGUACCAGCGGAAGCAUCAUCGCCAGCAGACUAUCAGAGAUCGAAAAUUGGAGUGUAUUGGUACUAGAAGCGGGAAACUUUUCCGACAACGGCUUCGUUCAGUUUCCGAGGUACUUUCCCAUGCACAGCUCCUCGCAGUACAGUUGGGGUUACGAAUCGGUACCUCAGAGUACCGCUUGCUUAGGUACUGUUAAUAAGGUAUGCAAGAUCCAUCAAGGGAAAGGCGUGGGCGGUACCAGUUUAAUAAACGGGGUGCUUUACGUACGAGGACAUCCCGAUAACUACGACAAUUGGGCUAAGAUUGCUGAAGACCCGUCGUGGUCGUACCGCAAUAUAUUAAAAUACUUUAAAAAAACCGAAAAAUUCCUCUGGACGAACAAGAAAGUACCAGUCGAUUUACAAUAUCACGGUAACGAAGGUUUAUUGCACGUUCAGCAUAAAGUACCUAAUUUUUUUCUCACCGACGUUUUUAUCAACGCUAAUAAAGAAUUGGGCAUCGGCGUUACAGAUUACAACAGUCCCAAACAGCUCGGUAGUUCCGUAUUGCAGCUCUACACCAAAAAUGGCGCUAGAGAAGAUAUAGGGAGCGUUUUUGUAACACCAUUUCUUAACAGGAAGAACUUAAAAGUAUCAACAGAAAGCUACGUCACCAAAAUUGGAAUUAACCGGUUAACCAAAACGGCAAACACGGUGAUAUUUUCGAAAAAAGGCAACACUUUCAAAGCAACAGCUAAGAAAGAAAUCAUACUCGCAGCAGGCGCUGUAUCAACACCACAAAUACUCAUGCUAUCCGGAAUAGGACCCAAAAAUAGCUUGGAAAACCUGGGAAUACCUCCAAUACAAGACCUAAAAGUAGGAGGUAAACUAAUGGAUCAUCCGACCAGCAAAGCAUUAAUAUUUUCAACAAACGUUUCGCUACCUUCCGAAACUCUUCAGGAACAAAUCCGAGAUUAUUUACAGGGAAUAGGUACUCUAACAGCGCCCACUCUAUCGCAAGCAUUGGGAUUUUACAGCUUAAAUAACACCAACAACGUAGCGCCGAACGUAGAAAUCAUUUCGGAUCUGACCCAACCCACGGAAAUCGAUAAAAAAUUCAGCGGUUGGAGCGAUGACACGUACAAAGCCUACUGGGGAAAGAACGAAAACUCCAUAGGCUUCGCCAUCAUCAACGUAGCGCCGAAAUCCUUCGGUACCAUCAAACUAAAAUCCCGCGAUCCCUACGAACAUCCUCUAAUAGACUCCAAAUUGCUAUCCGACGAGAACAACGAAGAUAUCGACGUUAUGUACGAAGCAAUCAAGCUGGUUUUCAAACUAACCCAAACCCAGGCGUACAAACGGCUGAAUUUGCGGUAUUUGGGCGAACCGUUGACGCGUUGUAGGCACUUGAAAUUCAAGACGAAAGAGUACUGGCGAUGCUUCUUGAGGCAGACCACGCUUACUGGGUACCAUCCGGUGGGGACGUGCCCGAUGGGCGUCGAUGCCGAGAAAGGGGCAGUCGUGGGAUCCGAUUUGAAGGUGAUUGGGAUCGAGAAAUUGCGAAUAGCCGACGCCAGCGUGUUUCCCACGCCGGUGGCCGGUCAUCCGAGCGUAGCUUGUUUGAUGGUGGGCGAGAAAGUGGCCGAUGAGAUAAAAAACGAGCACUUGGAGGUUUGCCCGAGGUACUGAAGAGUCGAGCAAUUAGGUGUAAAUGGAUCGUUCUAAAGGACUGGCAGAUUAUUCGAAUUGCAAAGUUCAUUUACCAUGUAAUUUAUCCAAAUGCGUAAUUAGAGAAUAAAUGUUCG
This is a messenger RNA of Phyllotreta striolata, 2063 nucleotides long. Lineage: Eukaryota; Metazoa; Arthropoda; Insecta; Coleoptera; Chrysomelidae. The record is from the annotation of a GenBank genome assembly.